Molecule: messenger RNA, 830 nt
Organism: Vidua chalybeata
Lineage: Eukaryota; Metazoa; Chordata; Aves; Passeriformes; Viduidae
Gene: BTG2
Product: BTG anti-proliferation factor 2
Biological process (GO): negative regulation of cell population proliferation; negative regulation of mitotic cell cycle
Cellular component (GO): cytoplasm; nucleus
Source: RefSeq, a predicted model, not a curated record
GCGCGCGGGCGGCGGCGCAGAGCGGGCGCCGCGGAGCCGCCGGGAGGUCGCGGGUGUCGCCCCGUCCCCGCCGGGAUGAGCCACCGCCACAGCCACCGCCGCGGCCCGCGGGCCGACAUGGUGCCCGAGAUCGCCGCCGCCGUGGGCUUCGUGUCCGGCCUGCUGCGGACGCGCGGCUGCGUCAGCGAGCAGCAGCUGCAGGUGUUCAGCGGGGCGCUGCGGGAGGCGCUCACAGAGCACUACAGACACCACUGGUUCCCCGAGAAACCCUUCAAAGGCUCCGGCUACCGCUGCAUCCGCAUCAACCACCGGAUGGACCCCAUCAUCAGCAAGGCAGCGGGGCAGAUCGGACUGAGCCUGCCCCGGCUGUACCGGCUGCUGCCCAGCGAGCUCACGCUCUGGGUGGAUCCCUACGAGGUCUCCUACCGCAUCGGCGAGGACGGCUCCAUCUGCGUCCUCUACGAGGCCACGCGGCCCCCCGGCUCCUACGGAGGGAUGCUCACCUGCAAGAACCAGAUGAUGCUGGGCCGUAGUACCAGCCCUUCCAAAAACUACAUCAUGACUGUCUCCAGCUAAAAAAAAACAAAAAAAAACAAAACAAAAAAAAAAAAAAGCCAAAAAAACACAACAAAAAAAAAAAAAAAUCUCCUCCUUGUCCUUACACUGCCAAGACACAGGCUACUGUAAUACCUCAAGCUGAGGAUCUAUUUUUAAGAUGAAGAGCUAUUUAUAUUUUUUAAGAAAAAGGAAAAAAAACCUCCAGAAAAUCCAAAAUUAAAAUAUCGGGCGGCGCCCUGAGCCGAGGCGACGCCCCAGGUGCCUUUUCUAAA